UAUGCGGAUUUUUCGAACAACGAAUAGUGUUCAGUGUGUGUUUUUUGCAGAAAAACUUGUUAAUUUUGGUCAUUGAUUUUCCACUAAAUAAUUAACAAAUUCAACUAUAAGAUAAUUGAUAUUACAGUGCAGAACUUCAUAAAAUCGUUUGUGAGUGUCUUUUUUGGAUAUUGGAAAAUAGAUUCUUAAAUUCUCUCCAUCAAUUUUUUUUUUCGAAUUUCCUACAAAAGUGUGAAAAGCACAUUAUCUGGAGAAAGAAAGAGAGGAAGCAAAAUAGCUCCCUCGCAAUGUCUCAACCGGUGACUUCGGACACCGUCAAUGGUUCGGUGAAUUCUACCGGAGAAAAGACAAAAACACCCACCCCGGAACAGAGCAAUCACCAGCCAAAUGUGCGACACAUUCCGAUCUUCGUUGAAGGUCGUGAUGAGCCAGUGAUUAACAGAAACCUUGACACCUCAGCGAGUGGAGAGACUCCUCAAGCGUCAGGAAGUGACAAGGGAUCUCCAGGAGGGGGAUUUGGUGAACCAGGGAGCCUAUUUAAUCGCGUCAAGAGAUUUCCCGUACUAUCAAAUUUCGACAGUGAACUCUUUCAGCAAUCUGGAGCACGAUCUGCUUCGCCUGGACGUACAAUCCCCAUCAAAGUCAACCAUCAAACGCCUCAAUCAAAUUCUAAGGCUCCUGAAGUGCCUGACAUGGAGAAAAAGUCCCCUGUGCCACACAAUAAGCCUUCUGGCCAGGUGCCCAAACCUCCUGAACCCAAAAAACUUCCAAAAGAAGAUUUCAUUGGGAAAAUUGAGAAAAUCCAAAAAGACGUGCUGUCUCUGAUGGAUCAAGUGGAAAAAUUUACUGGAACAUCACGAAAGGAUAAGCAAUAUAUAUAUUUGGAUGAGAUGCUGACCCAGAAUCUCUUGAAAUUGGACACAAUCGAUGCUGAUGGAAAUGAAAAAGUAAAACUAGCACGCAGAAGUGCCAUCAAGUGUAUCAAUGAGUGCAUUUCUGUCCUUGAACAAAAAACUGAUGCAGCUGCGACAGCUGCCAAGAAUUCAGAGGCAUCCCAGGAAUCCUCAAAGGUGGCCAAUGAUACAAAAAAUGAAACUAGUCAAGCUUAAUGUUAAGAAAAUUGGGCGUCUGUUGUAAUAACAAAAAUUCUCCAAGGUAAACUAUCUUUUAUAGAAAUUUUCAGUAUCAAUUAUUCCAUUUUGCCUGUAUUUUGAAGUCGAUAAUGUUGCAGUUAAUAUCUCUGAAUAUAUUAUCUUAAUUUAGAAAAGUAAAACUAUAGGAAAAAAUGUGAAUUACUCCCUUCUGAAUAUUUAAAUAGUAAUUAUCCUUGCAAGAGGCUUCUGUUAAAAAACAAACACACACACACAUUCUUCUAUUUUACACUUUGCAGCUUAAGAAGUUGACAAUAUGAACUUGAGAAAAAAAUAUUUCAAACGUAUUAUAAAAUUUUAUGGCCUGGAAAAAUGAUUCCAAAGUCAAUUUAGAAAUCCCUAAUAAAGUCAGAGUUAUCAUUUGA
This is a messenger RNA of Phlebotomus papatasi, 1516 nucleotides long. RefSeq names its product BAG domain-containing protein Samui-like. The record is from RefSeq and is a predicted model, not a curated record. NCBI's taxonomy places the organism in Eukaryota, Metazoa, Arthropoda, Insecta, Diptera, Psychodidae. Gene Ontology annotation, cellular component: cytosol; cytoplasm; membrane. Bases 288 to 1109 code for a protein of 273 amino acids. Gene Ontology annotation, biological process: protein stabilization. The transcript has 2 exons. Gene Ontology annotation, molecular function: protein-folding chaperone binding; adenyl-nucleotide exchange factor activity.